Molecule: messenger RNA, 720 nt
Organism: Eucalyptus grandis
Lineage: Eukaryota; Viridiplantae; Streptophyta; Magnoliopsida; Myrtales; Myrtaceae
Product: dehydrodolichyl diphosphate synthase complex subunit NUS1-like
Cellular component (GO): dehydrodolichyl diphosphate synthase complex; endoplasmic reticulum membrane
Molecular function (GO): ditrans,polycis-polyprenyl diphosphate synthase [(2E,6E)-farnesyl diphosphate specific] activity
Source: RefSeq, a predicted model, not a curated record
AUGGCCUUAUCGCCUUUUUUCAGGAUUUAUCUCAUCUCAAGUGGACCGUUGAAGAAAUAUAAUGACCUUAAUCUGGGGAAGCUCCGGUAUCUGGCCAGUGCCAUUGUGGUGGAUACUGAAGCUCGGCAAACUUCGAAAGUUAUUAAACUUCUGCAGUGGCUGUCUGAUAUUGGCAUGAAACCUAUGAAGCAUGGACACAUUGUAGAAACUUCCAUGUUGUGUCGUGUCGGACAUGCUUGGACACGUAGUCAACACGUGUCAGAUUGGGGGGUCUUGCAGAAAUCUAAGGAUGCUAUCUUGGAGAAGUUGAGCCGUAUUAGAUUAUUUGAGGAAACUGAUGAGAUGUUACCCGUUGACAAAAAAAAAAACAUGACCCUUGAACUUGCUUCACCAUCUGAUGGGAGGGAAGCUGUGGCAAAAGCUGCUAAUUUACUUUUCUCAAAGCAUUUGGAACUGAGAAAUACCACUGAGGAUCAGGGGGAGAAUAUUUUUACGGAAGCUCAUAUGACUGAGGCACUCAGAGCUGUUGGUUGUAGUGGGCCAGAUCCUGACCUCCUAUUAAUUUAUGGACCUGCAAGAUGCCACUUAGGUUUCCCCCCAUGGAGGCUCCGAUAUACAGAGAUUGUACACAUGGGACCCUUGAACUCCAUGAAACAUGGUUCAUUAAUGAAGGCAAUAUACAAAUUCACAUUGGUUCGCCAAAAUUAUGGUAUGGGAUGA